AUGAAUAGUAAUGAUCGAUUCAACUGUUACUGUUAUCUAUUUUGGCUACUUUUUGUCGUAGUGAAUGCCACCACCAUUAAUGACUUUGUGAGCAAUGAAAGUACAAAGUCAACACUAGUGUUCUUUCGAUGGUCUGGAGGAUUUGGUCGAAAUUUUCAAGAAAUUCGUUGUGCUACCGAUCAAUCAUCAGAAGAUCCUUCUAAUAGUCUCUCUGAUGUCUAUCCUGAAAUGCGAGAUGCUGUGUAUUUUCCUCCUGCUAAUAAUGACAGUCGACGAAACCGUUGUGAAAGCAAUUCUUCUAUUUUCGUCUACAAUCCGCAAACUCGUCGUGUUCAUCUCACGAACAAUCGGCAUUGCAUUAUUGUCAACGAAAAAUCAUAUCAUUAUCUUGCAACUGAAGAUUAUCCCACCGUCAAUCGCUUAAAAUCAAUUGCUUGCGAUCGUGCCGCAACAGCUGCACCGAUGAAUUAUCUUAUUUGGGGCAGUGAAUUUCGUUUGACUCGUAACGAAAGCAAUAAGCAAAAGAUUAUCCUCCAAUUUAUUGCACCGAUAGAUGGACAUGAAUACACAAUAUAUAUCCGUGGUGAUAUACUCAUUGUAGUUGACAGCAAUGACGAAGCUCGAAAAGUCUUAGAUCAAUUACGAGAACCAACUCUGGAGAUUAUUGAAAAUACUACAGAUCAAUGGUAG
This is a messenger RNA of Adineta steineri, 690 nucleotides long. Lineage: Eukaryota; Metazoa; Rotifera; Eurotatoria; Adinetida; Adinetidae. The record is from the annotation of a GenBank genome assembly.